This is a messenger RNA of Xylona heveae TC161, 2228 nucleotides long. RefSeq lists its product as hypothetical. NCBI's taxonomy places the organism in Eukaryota, Fungi, Ascomycota, Xylonomycetes, Xylonales, Xylonaceae. Bases 53 to 1984 code for a protein of 643 amino acids. The transcript is spliced from 7 exons. The record is from RefSeq and is a predicted model, not a curated record.
CAACGUGCAAGGAACCAAUUCUUGUCGCCGAUACUUGAAAUUCAAAUGAACAAUGAGUGGACGAGGGGCCGCUCGCGGACGAGGAGCAUACUAUAAAGCGCUCUACGGCGGUCGUGGCAGAGGCCGUGAUGGCUCCAAUCAGCACUCAGUCGAACCUCCACAGCCUCGCCAUGCUCCAGGGACCUUGUCAGAUUGGAAUACCCUUUCUCAAUUGCUUCGGAAUGUUGAUGGGCAGCAAUAUGGACAAUAUAAACGGCUAGCUGGAACAUAUCGCCAUGCCUCCCCAAAUUUUACUCUCUGCGUUGAUCAUGUCCAAUCUGAUGCGUACGCUCCACCUUCCAGAGUGCGAGCAAUCAUGUCAUUGUCUGAUACAGGAUUCCCCGUCGAUGUUUUCGACAAUGAAAUACGUCAAAUUGCUUUGGGAGAUUAUGUAACGAGGACAGCUGCAGAAUUCAUACGUUCUCGGCACAUGGACCAAGCAGUACCAUCUGGUGCUGGCGCAGGAGGCUGGGCAGGCCCAAAAGGUGGUGCUUUCAACAUCAAUGCGCCAGGCCAAGAAGUCUUGCCGCGAACGAGCUGCUUGGUGAAAAUGCAAAAAGCUCAGCGACCCCCACCUGAAGGAACUAUCGAAUUGCGCUUUACCGUUGCACUUCCAGCUCGUGGUCGGACCAUUUUGGGCCAUGAAGCGCAUCGCAUACUUGCUGUUAAUCUUCCUGAACUGAUCAGACAGACUUUGCAAUGGGGCAAGCAAAGUCAACAGAAGCUUCUUCAGCACGUUCGCUCAGUCGAAGACCAGGAAGACAUGCGAUGUCAGCUUGUACAAAAGGGCUUGGUCACAUUUAUUGCAAAUGGAUCCAUUUUGCCUCGUGCUAGCGGAGCCUCGUCCAUGCCCAUGCGCUCGUCCUCCGUGGUGCCAUUUCAGUCUCCGCCUGACAUGGAGGUAGAACUCCAUCGGCCGAAUGGUGGACUUAUCAGGGGUAUGGGAAUUCAGCAUGGAAUCACGGUCCUCUCAGGCGGAGGAUUUCAUGGCAAAUCGACCCUUCUUGAAGCAAUAGAGCUAGGCAUCUACAACCACAUUCCUGGCGAUGGCCGGGAAGGAGUGGUCACAGACCCAACUGCAAUCAAGAUUCGAGCAGAGGAUGGUAGAAGCGUAUCCGGCGUUGACAUUAGUCCAUUCAUUUCUGGACUUCCUGGGAAGAAGAAUACAAGCUGUUUCAGUAGCGAGGAUGCAAGCGGCUCUACAUCUAUGGCGUCGAAUAUCCAAGAGGCGCUGGAGCUAGGAAGUAAAACCCUGUUGAUAGACGAAGACUCUAGCGCAACGAACUUGCUCGUUCGAGAUCAGCGGAUGCAAGCGCUUGUUCGAAAUGAACCCAUCACCCCCCUCGUGUCAAAAGUGCGUGCCUUGUACAAUCAACAUGGCGUAAGCACCCUCAUAGUUAUCGGUGGCUGUGGCGACUAUCUCUCAGUUGCAGAUGUCGUCCUUGGGCUCUCCUCUUACAAAGUCGAAAAUCUCACGGCCCGGGCAGCUGAAGUUGCUGCGAAUUAUCCGGCAAAUAUACCUCAGCAUCAAAAGUAUGGGACGAUCUCAUCCCGCAAAGUAACCUUGCCGUCAAGUAUUGCAAUUGGUCGGCCACCUUCGUCCAAAGGCCGCAGCUUCAUCAUGCUCCCGUCAGAUGCUCCGGCGGGCCCAAAGAACCCUGCAGCUGAGGAUCCUGGCAUAGACAUUGCUGCGCUAAGUCAGCUGGUUGAGCCUGGCCAAGCGGCUCUGGCGGCGCAAGUGGUCCGUUGGGCAGCUCGACGUCCCGAUAGCACGGCGGUCGCUACGUCACUUUUUGAUACACUCGACGAAAUGGAGCGAUUAGUGAGAAAAGGUGGUCUGGAUGCAUUACACAGUGAGGGCUGGAUGGUUGGUGAUAUGGUAUGGGCAAGGAGGUUUGAACUGGGUGCGGUCAUCGCUCGGAUUCGCGGUCUCACUGUGCAUUGAAUGCAGCCGUAGCCUUGGCCGAAUUGGCAUCUUGGAAGUGACUUUGAUUUGGGUUCCUAUAUCUUCAACCAACCUUGCAAUGCAAUGAGUCCUUUACGGUCUCACAUAUUAUAGAUAUCGUACGCGUACAGCUCUGCGAAAAUCUAAGCCUGUCCUCAGCAUCAAUGUAACAACAUCGAGUAAAUAAAGCUCUCGGAUUUUUUUGAGAUCCUAACCGUACAAUAAAUAGAUUUACUCCUCCCAU